Molecule: messenger RNA, 2147 nt
Organism: Drosophila suzukii
Lineage: Eukaryota; Metazoa; Arthropoda; Insecta; Diptera; Drosophilidae
Gene: Prat
Product: Phosphoribosylamidotransferase
Biological process (GO): purine nucleotide biosynthetic process; purine nucleobase biosynthetic process
Molecular function (GO): amidophosphoribosyltransferase activity
Source: RefSeq, a predicted model, not a curated record
CAACUAUCGAUAGCAGCUAACCGACCGAUAUUAGGCUUGAUCUCGCCCGAUUUCCGAAAAACUAAGCUGCGCGUGCGAGCGUGCGAGGAUUUCUCUUGUAUAAAGUCGUUGCGUAAACCAUCAGCAGCAACAUGUCGGCGUCACAGCAGCAGCAGUCGCAACAACAACAGCAACAUGUGCGCGUGGUCGAACAGCAACAGGUGGGACCAGCUGAGGGGGUGACCUCCACGGUGGAAUCGCAGUCCCAUUCCAUCUCGGCCAGCAAGGAGCUAACCGGUUUGACGCACGAGUGCGGUGUGUUCGGGGCGAUCGCUUGCGGGGAUUGGCCCGCCCAGAUGGACAUUGCACACGUGAUCUGCCUGGGACUGGUUGCACUGCAGCAUCGCGGACAGGAAUCGGCGGGCAUAGCCACCAGCGAGGGCAAUUGCUCCAAGGAGUUCAACGUGCACAAGGGCAUGGGCAUGAUCAGCACGCUUUUCAAUGAUGACUCCAUGAAGAAGCUGCGCGGCAACCUGGGCAUCGGGCACACGCGCUACUCCACCGCCGGCGGCUCCGGAGUGGUCAACUGCCAACCCUUUGUGGUGCACACGGCCCACGGAGCAUUGGCCCUGGCCCACAACGGCGAGCUGGUCAAUAACGAGUCUCUGAGACGGGAGGUUUUGGCCAGGGGCGUCGGCUUGUCCACACACAGCGACAGUGAAUUGAUCGCCCAGUCGCUGUGCUGCGCCCCGGAGGAUGUUUCCGAACUGGACGGACCUAACUGGCCAGCCAGGAUUAGGCACUUCAUGAUGCUGGCGCCGCUUUCCUAUUCGCUGGUCAUCAUGUUGAAGGACAAGAUCUACGCCGUGAGGGACACCUAUGGUAAUAGGCCGCUGUGCAUUGGCAAGAUCGUGCCCAUCAAUGCCGGACACGGCAAUAGUUCGGACACCCCAGCUGACGGCUGGGUGGUUUCCAGUGAGAGCUGCGGAUUCCUAUCGAUCGGAGCCAGAUACGUGCGGGAAGUGGAACCCGGAGAGAUUGUGGAGCUCUCGCGAAGUGGCUAUCGCACGGUGGAUAUCGUGGAAAGACCCGACUUCAAGCGCAUGGCCUUUUGUAUAUUUGAGUAUGUUUACUUCGCCCGCGGAGAUAGCAUCUUUGAGGGCCAGAUGGUCUACACAGUGAGGCUGCAGUGCGGCCGGCAGCUGUGGCGAGAGGCUCCCGUGGAGGCGGAUAUCGUGAGCUCUGUUCCCGAGUCUGGAACAGCGGCGGCCCAUGGCUAUGCCCGCGAAUCUGGCAUAGAGUUUGCAGAGGUUCUCUGCAGGAAUCGCUACGUGGGACGCACUUUUAUCCAACCCUCGACCCGGUUGCGGCAGUUAGGAGUGGCCAAAAAGUUCGGAGCCCUGUCCGAGAACGUGGCUGGCAAGAGAUUGGUCCUGAUAGACGAUUCUAUCGUGCGCGGCAACACCAUUGGACCCAUCAUCAAGCUGCUGAGAGAUGCAGGCGCUCGGGAGGUGCACAUUCGCAUUGCCAGCCCUCCGCUGCAGUACCCUUGCUACAUGGGAAUCAACAUUCCAACUCGAGAGGAACUGAUUGCCAACAAGCUGAACGCCGAACAAUUAGCCCGGCAUGUGGGCGCCGACAGUCUGGCUUAUCUUAGUGUGGAGGGGCUGGUACAGGCCGUCCAGCUGAAGCACCGGGAUGCAGGAGAUGGCAAGUCCAAGCCCACGGGUCACUGUACCGCCUGUCUCACUGGUGAAUAUCCCGGUGGACUGCCAGAUGAGCUGAGCUGGUGAUCCCGAUUGGAGCCUGAUUACUACAGUCGGAAGACUUCUGGAAACCAGUUUUGCACUUUUUUGCCCACCACAAAACGAAAAAAUAACGUAUGCAGUAUCAAAAGCCAUAGAGGGCCCAGAAUUGCUGUCACAAAUAUUGCAUUUAGUUUAUCUAGCGUUACAGCCCACCCAUUCCUAUUUACACACUCUACCUUCUUAGAUUUUAAGUAAAAAGCCCACGUGCUUCCUCAAACUUAAAGACACUGAUUAAAGUCUGGUUUUGUCUCUGGAACUCCACACUCAUAGUACAAAAUAUAACUUUCUAUGUUGCCCAUCUUGAAUAUCUUUAAAAUUUGUUGAUUGCGAAUGCCAAUAAUAAAGACAUUUAGACUAUGA